GGGGUAACUAUUUUCCUGUCAACUUUUUUCCUUUUGUAUUCUUCUCUUUUUGCUGUGUUCCAGCGUUCUGUUCAUUUCGAGAUUUCAACUUGGUUUUAUGGGUAAGGAGUAUAUGUAGAGGAAUUGCCAUUCUAAUAAGCGUUGAAUAUGUCUACGGGUUUUGCAUCAUGGAGCUCUGGGAGUAGAAUGAGACCAAUGGUAGUAAUUGGCGUAUUCUUGAGUCUUGUCCUUGUUUAUGGGUGUGCAUAUCGUUUGAACCAUGACGUGGUCGAACCAAAACUUAAACCCCUCGACGCCGGGCCUAUUACAAUUGUCCAGAUCGAAACGAUAGAACACACAGUGACACAUACCCGUACAUCAGUUUCUGUUUCCACAAAAACCGAAUAUGCUUCACCAACUUCAACUCUCGAUCCUACGAAACUAGCAUUUAUGGUAGAGACUCGCCCACUACCACAUCUACCUCUUCAACUCACACAUAUGACAAGUGUCAUUCCACAAGAAUGGACCUUUAAAUUCAUGGGCAGCAACACCUCCAUCAAUUAUCUACUUGGUUUCCACCACUUGCGAGAUCUGGUAGCCUCGAAUAAACUCACACUUGUUCCUCUCCCAUCCCACUGGGAUGUCUCAAGUCGCGAAUCCAUAUCUCAGAUGUUCACCGACCCCGAACUUUACAGAUCCCUUUCUCCAGCCGAACAUCUCCUAGUCUUUCAACCCGACUCUAUAUUUUGCACCAAGGCACCCACUACUUUGAACGAUUUCAUUAAGUACGAUUACAUCGGAGCGCCCUGGUCUACAUACUCUACCUAUGGCGGCAACGGCGGUCUUUCUCUUCGUCGCGUAUCAUCCAUACUACGAUUGUUAGAAAAAGAAAGACGUAAACCCGGAGAUGGAGCGCUUGAAGAUCUGUGGCUGAGUAAUGGACUGAACAAGUUGGAAGGAACUAAAAUGGCAAAUGCUGCAGUGAGCAAGACUUUUAGCGUGGAAAGUGUUUGGGACGAGGCGCCGCUGGGCUAUCAUAUCGGCUGGUUGGGUGUACAUCAUGAACAGAUCUGGGAUAAACCCGAAUACGUCUCCCACAUAAUGACGUACUGUCCCGAAGUGAAAAUCAUCUUGGGUAUGAAAUUAGAUAAUGAUAAACCUCAGGGCGUUUCUUAAUCUUGCACUUUUCUCUCCUCAUCAAUCUAUCUCCA
This is a messenger RNA of Botrytis cinerea B05.10, 1190 nucleotides long. RefSeq lists its product as hypothetical. The transcript is spliced from 3 exons. Bases 148 to 1155 code for a protein of 335 amino acids. The record is from RefSeq and is a predicted model, not a curated record. Lineage: Eukaryota; Fungi; Ascomycota; Leotiomycetes; Helotiales; Sclerotiniaceae.